CAUUUUUUUUUUCAUUUUUUAAGAAAAUACAAAAUGCCGCUGAUUGUUGUGUGUGGUUAUCCUUCCUCUGGUAAAACAGAAAUUAGUAACAAGAUAAAACAUUUCAUUGAGACAGAAAAACAAAAAACAGUAAAGAUUGUCAGUGAAAAUAAAAUAGUGGAAGCUACAAAGAAUAAAGUUUUUGCAAGUUCUGUAGAAGAGAAAAUAGUACGUUCUGCUUUGCGUGGAGACGUUGAACGGUACAUAUCUCGUGACAGUGUAGUAAUAUUGGAUGGGUUAAACUAUAUUAAAAGUUUUCGUUAUGAACUUCAUUGUGUUGUAAAAGCUGAGAAAACACUGCACUGUGUUGUGUACUGUGGUAUACCAAAAGAAACCUGUUUUAAAUGGAAUGAGUUACGACCUGAAAAUGAAAAGUACACAAAAGAGAUAUUUGAUGCACUUGUUAUGCGUUUUGAGGAACCAGAUAGUCAAAGAAGAUGGGAUUCACCAUUGUUUACAAAAUCAUUGGAAACUGAUGUUGACUUCGAAGCAUUGUAUGAUUCGCUUUACAAACGUACUGCCCCUCCACCCAAUCAAUCCACCAUUGCCACCCCUGUUAGUAAAGGUAAUUUUAUGCAUGACUUAGAUAGAGAAACUCAAAGUAUUAUAAUAGAAGUACUGGAGCUACAAAAAUCUGCUUUCGUUGGGGACAGUAUCCCAAUUUCAAAUACAACUGAAAAGUUGACACUACUAAAAACAUACAAUAUGGCUGAACUUCGAAGAGUUAAGAGACAGUUCAUAACAUAUGCAAAGAUGCAUCCAGUGGAAGACAUUACAAAGCUUAGGAAUAUGUUUGUUCAAUUUUUGAAUAAUAGUGUGCACUAGGAAAUAACUUAUUUUAUUUAUUUUAUAAAUUACAAUAAUGUAUUUUAGGUGAAAAUAUUUCAAAUAAAUUAUCAUUUUG
This is a messenger RNA of Hydractinia symbiolongicarpus, 943 nucleotides long. Its product is annotated as protein KTI12 homolog. NCBI's taxonomy places the organism in Eukaryota, Metazoa, Cnidaria, Hydrozoa, Anthoathecata, Hydractiniidae. The transcript is spliced from 2 exons. The record is from RefSeq and is a predicted model, not a curated record. The coding region runs from base 34 to 864 and encodes 276 amino acids.